AUGGGUGACUGCGGUGAAUGGCGCUCUAACCCCUUCAAUGAGAUGGAUGGGGACGGUGGGAAUCAAGAGGAGCGCAAUCAACCGAAUAUUCUUGUGCCGGAGGUGAGUGACGCAGUCUCUGAGGAAGACGGGAACGAAGUUGUGCUGCGUCUGCGCGGACUUGAGAAGAGUUAUCCCAUCGAGGGCACAGAAGAACGCGUGGUGGCGCUGAGGAAUUUGAAUUUGUGCGAGGACUGCGGUCGGGACGGGUUUGGUCCUAUUCGCCGCGGUGAGUUUGUUAUGAUUCGUGGACCCAGUGGCGGAGGUAAGACGACGUUGCUGAGCAUCAUCGGUACCAUUGAUCUGCCGACAAGCGGCACCAUCGAGCUUAUGGGGACGGUGAUAAACGGCAGUACACCCGACAGUUUAUUGGCGGACCUUCGGCUGCGUAAAAUUGGAUUUGUCUUUCAGACUUUUAACUUGAUCUCAACAAUGACAGCGUUGGAAAACGUGGAACUGCCCAUGACAUUGCUGGGUGCCUUGUCCGCGAAGAAGAGGCGAAUUCGUGCGUUUCGAUUGUUGGCUCUUGUCGGGUUGCGUAACCGCCUGCACCACCUGCCGUCGGAGCUCAGUGGUGGCGAGCAGCAGCGGGUCACCAUCGCGCGCAGCCUGGCCAACAACCCGCAGCUGCUGCUCCUGGACGAGCCUACCGGAGACUUGGACACACUGAACACAAUCCAGGUGAUGGAUCUUCUUGUGCACCUCAACCGCAUUACAAAGACGACGUGUAUUAUGGUGACACACAACCCCGAUGUUGAGUGCUAUGCGGAUCGUAUUCUGUACGUUGCGGAUAGUCGUUUUGUCAAGGAGGUGCGCAACAGCUGCCCUCAGCGUCUUGUGUACGAGGCUUAUGUGAAGAACCUUGAAAAAAGAGAAGCUGAGUCCACCGCAGUCGUGUGUUCUUUUCAAGACCCCUGA
Messenger RNA from Trypanosoma cruzi, 957 nucleotides. RefSeq names its product ABC transporter, putative. Bases 1 to 957 code for a protein of 318 amino acids. Gene Ontology annotation, biological process: transmembrane transport. Gene Ontology annotation, molecular function: transmembrane transporter activity; ATP binding; ATP hydrolysis activity. The transcript has a single exon. Gene Ontology annotation, cellular component: plasma membrane. The record is from RefSeq and is a predicted model, not a curated record. NCBI's taxonomy places the organism in Eukaryota, Euglenozoa, Kinetoplastea, Trypanosomatida, Trypanosomatidae.